Schizosaccharomyces japonicus yFS275 is the source of this 2045-nucleotide messenger RNA. RefSeq names its product mRNA cleavage and polyadenylation specificity factor complex subunit. Bases 37 to 1017 code for a protein of 326 amino acids. Lineage: Eukaryota; Fungi; Ascomycota; Schizosaccharomycetes; Schizosaccharomycetales; Schizosaccharomycetaceae. The transcript is spliced from 3 exons. The record is from RefSeq and is a predicted model, not a curated record. Gene Ontology annotation, cellular component: chromatin; mRNA cleavage and polyadenylation specificity factor complex; nuclear exosome focus. Gene Ontology annotation, biological process: nuclear mRNA surveillance of mRNA 3'-end processing; pericentric heterochromatin formation; co-transcriptional mRNA 3'-end processing, cleavage and polyadenylation pathway.
GCUGGCACUCAGAGACGUGUAGACGACGUUUCCUCCAUGUCGAACGCAGACGAGAGUAGAACAAUCGAUGAAGACGACGAGUACCUGUACGGUGAGUCGUACGCGCAGGCCAGCGGCGAUGAAACGCACGGAGAAUCGACUCGGGCUGUAGCUGAAGGUACAAUGGCUGUCGACGGAGAGACGGACGAAGACGACUCGGACAUCGAGUUUAUCAUUGAUACAAAACCAGGCGAACGGGCAGAACCUCCCGGAGCUAGCAGUGCCGGAGCAAGCAAUGUAAAGUUUACACAGAGGCCUGCAGCACCUGAAAAGGCAGGCGUCGAAAUGAAGUCUACAGAGAUAAAAGAAUCCUCAGAAAAUGCCCCGAAAAUUGACAUUGACAAGGUCCCAAUGAUAGACGGAAAAAGUAUUUAUGAUGUUGACCUGGAAAGCUAUGAAGAUAAACCCUGGCGGAAGCCAGGUGCGGACAUUACAGACUACUUCAACUAUGGAUUUGAUGAGUUUACAUGGGCCGCGUACUGCACAAAACAAAGCAAAAUUCGCGAGGAUUACACUCCACAAAAGGUGCUUUCAAGCAUGACUCAAUUGGCUGCACCCACUGACCUCUCUGCUCUACCUCCGGAGGUUCAAGCAAUGAUGGCCGCCGGAGGAUUUCCACCAAUGCCUCCCAUGCCGUCGGGUCCAAACAAUGGACCGGAAGAUAUGGCUACUGCCGCAGCUGCCGUGUACGGUGGACGGCCUGGAAGUGUCCAAGGUGGUGCCAACAAUCAGCAUCACCCCCCUCAACGGCCGCCUUCCAACAUGGGCGGUGGACCCGGUGGUCGAGACGAUAUGCGUGAUGCUCGUGAUCAACGUGACAUGCGCGACAAUCAACGAGACAAUGUCCGCGACAACUCUCGUCGGCGCGGACACUCUCCCGACCGCUCCGAACGGUCGGACCGUUCUGACCGCCCCGACAGAACUGAUCGCUACGGCGGUUAUUCUCGUUCCAACCGAUACCGUCGAAACAGAUACUAAAAAAAUCGAGACCUACCACAGCCAUGUGGUGAUGAUGACAAGGGCAUAUCAUCCUCCAAAAACAAAAGUUCCUUGCUCAAAAUAAUUGCCGGUUUUGCCUGCCAUCACUCCCAGCCUGCUAUUCUACGUGGUCGUUUUUUUUAAAAAAAAAGCAGAUCAUUAACUACGUACAAUGUACAUCACAUAAAAGAGACAUAACAAGGACGGAAUUCGUUAAAGAACGAAAAACUCUUUAACGGCCGUUGACCUCAUCGUCAAUCUCGUCAAGCAUCUCCUUGGAGUGUUGCUUGGUUUGUUGAGAGACGUUAGGGUUCUUGAGAGAAGCCUUGAAGCCACCACGAACGUUACCCAAGUUCUUGCCCUUGGCGUAGUAGUCGUCGACCAAGUCUUCACCUCCGCGAGGAGCAUCGCCCAUAACGUUGUCGUCGCCGAAGUCCUCGUCCUCGAGGUCCUCGUUAUCGCCCAUCUCGGUGGUGCGGAGAGGUCCAUCAGUAGGGUAUCUACUGCGGCCCUUGGACUUGGUUUGGUCGGUCUGGUGGUGAGAGCUCAACCAUUCCUCUUGACGGUGCUUAGACUCCUCAGAGACGUUGGGGUUGUGGAGGGCGGCCUUGUGACCGGCAAUAACGUGGCUAGGAUCAGACAUUUUAAUGUUGUUGAAAUUCGUAAACUUGAAGACUCUUUUUGUAGAUCUCUGUUUUGAAUCAAUCUGGUGAGACAGUGCUUGAAAUUUGUACAGUAUUUAUCCUUUUCGGAAGAUAAAUGACAGCAUGAAACGUCAGAGCUUGCCACUUAGUAAGUCUACGACAAUUCUCUCAUUUCAUUUUCUAUGUUGUUUAUAGACUCAUGACCUGGUCAAGUCUUAACAUAAUCUUAACGUCAAAGUCGAUUGCUCGAGUUUCGGAUCGAAAACACAAAGAAGGAACUUGAAUUGGUAGGUGUGGCUAUGUAUACGUAGAACAAUUUAUUGUAAAUGGAGUGAAUGUCGAACAAGACGAAACGGAGAUGAAAUGAAAUUUAGAGAAGCGGUC